UUUUUUUCUUUUAUCAUUCAGUCUUCGUUCAGUCGCCAUACUAUUCUUGUCUCAUUCGUGAAACGUUUCCAUCUACUGAUAGAUAACAAAGUUUACUACUUUAGACCUUUAGAGCAAUAGUUACUUUCAAGAGGAUUAUUAAGAGGUGAUCAAACGUAGUUAAUAUUUGUGUUUUUGAGAAGCCAUAAAGAGCACUGAAACCGUAUAAAAAAAAUAUCGUGAAAAUGUGGCUCUUUCAAAGUCAAUGCACCAGUAAAACUCGUCUCGUAGGCAAAACAGUGGUUAUAACAGGAGCGAAUACUGGAAUUGGCAAGGAAACAGCUAGAGAUCUUUACAGAAGAGGUGCAAGGAUAAUUUUGGCCUGUCGAAAUAUACAAAAAGCCAACGAUGCACUUGAAGAUAUUAAAAACAAUCCACCCUCGAAAGGAGACAGGGAGCAAUUUCAAGGUAAUCCAGGUGAGCUCAUUAUUUAUCGAUUGGAUCUCUCUAGUCUAAAGAGUGUGAAAGAAUGCGCAAGAAACUUGUUAAUGAAGGAAUCGGCUAUUCAUCUACUAAUAAAUAACGCUGGCGUAAUGAUGUGUCCGCAAGAAACAACCGAAGAUGGAUUCGAGUUACAGCUACAAACAAACUAUAUCGGCCACUUUCUUUUAACGCUUCUACUGCUGCCAAAAAUGCAGUCUUCUGCUCCUGGUUGUAGGAUACUAAAUGUGUCGUCGAUUCUUCACUUGUUUGGUGCUAUACAUGAUGAUCUAAAUUUGAAGGAAUCAUAUACUCCUAUGAAGGCCUAUAUGCAAAGUAAACUGGCAAAUAUAUUGUUCACCAAGGAACUCGCUCGUCGACUAAAAGAAGCAAACAUUAAUGGAAUAAACGUAUAUUCUUUGCACCCUGGCGUUAUAACGACAGAAAUAAGUCGACAUUUUAGUACAACAAUAUUUCCAGGUGCGAGCACUGCUUUUCAAUUAAUUUUGCGACCAUUUCUAAAAAAUUCUGAAGAGGGUGCACAAACGACGAUAUAUUGUUCGGUGGAUAAAAAAGCAGCUGACGAGACUGGUCUCUAUUACAAAGAAUGCGGAGUUGCGACCCCACAAUGGCGUGCGCAGGAUGAUCAAAUUGCCAAAGACUUAUGGGACCAAACCUGUCGGCUUCUGCAUUUGGAAUGUGACGAAGAUUUUGCCAAGUUUUUGAGAACCGUUUCUCGUCAAAUUGCUGAGUGAUAUAUGAAUGCUGAAUUAAUGAUAUAAAUUUAUAGCUUAAAAAUUAUUGUUGGUGUAAUGUACAAGUAUGUCAAAAAUUAAAUAUAAAUGUUUGAUAU
This is a messenger RNA of Formica exsecta, 1312 nucleotides long. RefSeq names its product retinol dehydrogenase 11-like. Lineage: Eukaryota; Metazoa; Arthropoda; Insecta; Hymenoptera; Formicidae. The transcript has 6 exons. The coding region runs from base 225 to 1214 and encodes 329 amino acids. The record is from RefSeq and is a predicted model, not a curated record.